AGCCAUGAGUCGAUGUAAAUGGAGCAACCACCAUACACUGAAGAUGAACCGACCACAAACUCUCCAGAGGCAGCCACCGCCAAAACCCACCAAAAUUCUGAGACUCCACGGGGCAGCGGCACUCGAAAUCCUGUCUAUCGCGGUGUCCGAAAACGGAGGUGGGGGAAAUGGGUGUCUGAAAUUAGAGAGCCACGCAAGAAAUCACGUAUCUGGCUAGGCUCAUUUCCUGUGCCAGAAAUGGCAGCCAAGGCAUAUGAUGCGGCAGCGUAUUGUCUUAAAGGUUGUAAAGCGCAACUUAAUUUUCCCGACGAAGUGGAUGACUUGCCUAGACCGUCCACGUGUACGGCCAGGGACAUCCAAGCAGCAGCAGCAAAGGCAGCACAUUCAGUGCUGCUUCCAUCGAAAAAGAGCAUCGAAACAAAUAGCGAAGAUAGUGUUGACGGAGAAGUUGUCGAUGAUGAUUUCUGGGGCGAGAUAGAAUUGCCGGAAUUGUUGACGAGUAAUAGUGGGUGCUGUUGGAAUUCUUGUGGAUGGAGUACUCCUUUUGCAAGCGAUGGUUCAACGUGGCAGCAGGAUGGAGAGGCUCUACCACAGUUCAUGGCAUGUCUUUAUUAGUGUGCAUAGCUUCUAGAAAUGCGGCCACUCGCAAACACACCCCAGAUCAAGGUAUUCCGCCGCCUGCUUGGUGGAUGUUAUGGAGGAUUCACCUUCCAUGCAAGUUAUUUAUUUAAAUCAUCUCAUUGCCAUAAGAGCGUCUGUGUGCGCCUAAAUAAAUUUCCACUACUCUAUAUAAUAAAUAGAUUCUUUUUUUCCCGGA
Messenger RNA from Populus euphratica (Euphrates poplar), 817 nucleotides. Its product is annotated as ethylene-responsive transcription factor ERF023-like. The coding region runs from base 19 to 615 and encodes 198 amino acids. The record is from RefSeq and is a predicted model, not a curated record. The transcript is spliced from 2 exons. Gene Ontology annotation, biological process: regulation of DNA-templated transcription. Gene Ontology annotation, molecular function: DNA-binding transcription factor activity; DNA binding. Lineage: Eukaryota; Viridiplantae; Streptophyta; Magnoliopsida; Malpighiales; Salicaceae.